GUGCAGUACACUCUGUUUUAUAUGCUGCUAAAUUUGGCUGAUGAAUGUAUCUAUGUAAGUAUAAAUUCAUAAAUUCAUAUUGAUUUGUAUUUGUUAGGGUUUGAGAAAAAAAUAUUAUUGAGAUCUUCAAAAAGAUGUCAUGCAAUUCUGAUACAGAAAGGGCAGCAGCAGCAUCUGCAUCGCAAUCUUCAUCUUCUCCACUUCUCACACCCCAAGAUCACCAAUCUGCUGGAGCACCAGCAGCAGAAGUUGCAGAACCCCCAGUCUUCGAUUCAUCGUCUUCCAUCGUCACCAACUCUGAAGACAACCCAUCACCACCAUCGACUGAGCUCGAAAUCCCAAUUGUUUGGCCUCCCGAUGGCAAGCUCAGCCUCAACUGGAUACGAAACCUCAUGUCCGUUUUCGAUUGGGCUUCUAGAAAUCUCGAGCCCACCCAAUUGCCAGACGUAUUUCCCGUCGAGGUUUUUGAUAGUUUGGUCCUCUGCGCCUCCAAGAUCCUCCACAAAGAGCCCAAUUGUGUUGCCAUUGACAACUUAGGCUCUGAAUCCACAGUCGUCGUCGUUGGAGACCUUCACGGUCAGUUGCACGACCUUCUUUUUCUCCUCCACGAUGCUGGGUUUCCGUCAGAAAAUCGAUUCUUUGUCUUCAAUGGCGAUUACGUUGACAGAGGUGCUUGGGGUCUCGAAAGUUUCUUAAUUUUAUUGGCUUGGAAAGUGUUCUUUCCAAGAACUGUUUAUCUUUUGAGAGGAAAUCACGAAUCCAAG
Messenger RNA from Prunus avium (sweet cherry), 764 nucleotides. The record is from RefSeq and is a predicted model, not a curated record. Lineage: Eukaryota; Viridiplantae; Streptophyta; Magnoliopsida; Rosales; Rosaceae.